Messenger RNA from Lecanosticta acicola, 3858 nucleotides. The record is from the annotation of a GenBank genome assembly. NCBI's taxonomy places the organism in Eukaryota, Fungi, Ascomycota, Dothideomycetes, Mycosphaerellales, Mycosphaerellaceae.
AUGCUAGAGCGCGCCACUGCGUCUCUGAAAGCCGGAGCUUGCGACUCUCUGCAACGUAUCCAUCGGGUUCGCGCUCCGCGCAGCAGGCGUCUGCUCCACAGCGCCUUCUGGAAUCAUGGCGCUGGCGACCUCGACCUCCCACCUUGGGCAGUCUCCUUGCUGCCCAUGCCCACCGAUCUGCCGUUGAAGAGCGAUGGUCAUCUCAACCAUCAGCAAAGACAAAGCUCCAGCAGUGGGCGAGAUGCACCUUCUCACGCUGCGCCUCUCCUCGACUUCCUCUACCCUCCCAAUGCUUUAGCCUGGCUGCACAAGACAAGUUGCAAGCAACGGGAGCGUUCGGAGAUUCGGAACGCACAGAGGUUGCCGGACGGAUCCAUUCAGGCGUCGAGGAGAUAUUCGUCCAGAUCAAGUGCGCAAUCGGGCCGCCUUGCGCCGCCGGAGAAAGAUGCCCUAUCGGACCACAUCGAACGAGACAGACAGGAAGGGGCGCGUGCCAGACAGCAAUCGGCAAAAGAGGGUGUGCGGUUUGGAAGUGCCGUCGGGGAUAUGCUCAUCAACCCGGUGGAAGGAAGUUCGAAAUCGCAGGCGGGCACGGCAACAGACUCUCUAAAAGACGUGGUCGACCACCAAGAUGAAGAGGUGAAACGGGAUGCUUUUGCGGAUUCUCCAGCCGAUCUCGCUGAGCUUGAAAAUUACUCUUCGGAUCAUUCGGAUUCUGUAACAUCACUUCGCGUGCUGAGAAACCUUCUGAAAGAAUCGAAGGUGCCGGAAGAGCAGUCCCAAAGACAGAGCAGAGUAUCGCGCGCUUGGGCCCUCUUCUCCCGUCUGCAAGAGGAUGACAAGGCAGACACUCGCCUCAAAAACGAAUUUAUUGCCUGGCUUGUUGCGCAGCAUACGGAAGUUGCGGACGCGCACUGCAUCUCACUUUACUGGGCGCUACCGACGGACGAACGGUCUUUGUCCACGUACCAGGCGGCUCUCGCCGCCUUCCUGCGCCGUGAUGAUAUGGAAAGUGCGCUGGGUUUGCAAAAGGAGGCUCUGAAGACUAUUGCAAAUGGCUCACAGAUCACCUUGGAACUAUUCAGGUACGCCAUGAAGUACCAGCUUUUGGACGCUGCGGUGUCAGUCAAGAAAGCGCACGACCAGCAUUACGCAGACCCUCGUUUCCCCGCACAAUCCAACCAAGGAGCCCUCUUCUGGCUGGGCAUUGCAGAGAUGCCAGACUUGAUACCUGUUGCUUCCGCCCUGGCCAGGAAAAUCGUGAGGAUGAAAUAUGAGCGCCCCGAGAUUAACGAAGAAGAGAAGGUCGGUUACACUCAUUUGGUUGCCAGGAUCGCAGAAGAAGCCAUACACCGGGCGGCCCUGGAACAUCACCGGUCGGGCCGGGGUGACGACAUAUUUUACUUGAUCAACUACGUUGAAAGAUUCAGUCCCAAUGCACUCAGGGCCCUGGAGCUCUAUCUGGCCUCGACAAUGGAGGGCAUUAGUCGGGUCUUCAAGACCCAAAUCACGCGUGAAUUUGAUCGCGUCUUCCACAGCGUGUCGUUCGCCUACCAACGUUACCGUAUGCUUCCCAACGCCCGACUGCCGGAGUCCACUCUUUAUCCAAUUUUCAAAGAGGUCAUGUGGCACAAUCUCGACCGAAGGGUUGAGGAAAAGGGCUUCCGCGCAAUCACCCCCAAUCGAAUCAUGGUUGAUUGGAGGAAAUGGCACGGUCGACUCAGCGCGGCCGCCAUCGUCGAGCGAAUUCGCUAUUUUGCCGGUUCUGGAGACGCUUCGGGUGUGCAGGAGUGCUUUGAAAGUCUCCAACAACAGUAUCCGUACGAGGAACAGCGAAAGUCGUUCUUCUCUCUCAUCUAUGUUCACGCUCGACGUGCGGACCUUCCAAAUGCUGAGAAGACUUUCCAGAAGGUGAGAGACAUGGCUUCCGAACAUGGAGAUCGGUUGGACUUGCCGUGCUGGAAUACUUUACUACAUGCAUAUGAGCGCACAAACGAGCUCGAUAAAGCGCUUGCGGUAUUCAAUGAGCUACUGUCGGAGAAGAUGACUCCCGAUAUCAGUUCUGUCCAUCCGAUUGCGACAAUACAUGCUCGACGAGGUGACGUUGCAAGCGUGAGGGGCGUGAUUGAACAGUAUCAUAGAUUGUGCAACGUAAAGAAGCAUUUCCAUCUCAUUGGAAGUCACAUGCUUGCCCUGAUCCGAAGCGGCGAUGUGGAACAAGCCCAGAACGUACUCGAGGACGCGAUCACGCAGUUCAGGAACAGACAAGUUGAAGGGUCCCCCACCAUGUCCUGCAACUUUCUACUCUUGGCACACGCCUUGAACAGAGAUGUGGAUGGAACGAUGCGGGUAUACGCCUGGAUGAAGGAGAAGAAGAUACACAUGGAUGCGUACACGUAUGGCGCGCUCAUGCAAGCAUUGACGCUACUCCAUCAAACUCAAGCUGCUUACAAGAUCAUGACCAGAGUCAUGCCCCAGGCCAACCUCUCGCCAGUUGCAAUACAUUACGCCGUCAUCAUGGCGGGAUUCGUCAACCAGCGCUCGUACCAAGAUGCCCUGCGGAUAUACAAGGAGAUGCGAGAGAACAAUGUCCGAGACACCCUUUCCAGCCGCAAAAUCUACCUCCGAGCCUGUGCUCUGCAGGAACAGAAGGAGAGACGGAUAGCACGACCUAUUGAAGAGGAGAUCCGCCCUGCGCCUCUGGACGUAGUCAUCAAGGAACUGGAGAGCACGCUUGGGUACCGAGACGGCCGCGAGAUCGCUCUGAAACAGCCUUCUCAUGGAACCGAGCCGUCGACCACCGGUAGAGACAUUGGCGAGUACGUCGAACACGCCAUGUUGCUGCACGGCAGCCGACGCUGCUUGGAGGCGGUCAUCGAGAUGUUCCGGCGGUACAAAGCAGCAACAGCGGAGGCCAGACAGUCACCGGAUCCACCACCUAUGCGGAUCUUAACGGCGCUCAUGCGUGCAUUCUGCCAUCGGAAGAAGUAUGAAAUUGUUGAAGCACUGUGGAAGCUGGCGAAGCAGCAAGCCGAUGAAUUCGCUCCUCUCACCCCCGUGCCUGGACUGACAGGCCUGCAGCCCCUUGAGCAGAUCGGGUCUGAUACCACGGAAGACAACGAAGCUUCUCCGCCGGACACCAGCGAUGUGGCUGAAGUUGGGUUUUCUGCCGCGAGUGACGACGAAGCUUCUUCGCCGAAUACCAGCGAUGUUGCUGAAACCGGUCCCCCUGCCGAGCAUGACACAAGUAUUGGAGAAGACGAAACUGUGCCUUCGCCCGAAAACAGCUCUCCCCUUCGCCCUCCAGCUCCCGGCCUCCGGCAUGUUCUCUCGAGGCCACUGUAUGAGUAUCUCAAAGCGUUGGGACGAGAGGAACGCACGGGUGACAUGAUCCAGACGGUGUCGCAGAUUCUCGAUCAAGGCUAUACGCUUGACAUUUACACGUGGAACCGGCUCAUCGAAUCCCUGUGCCAUGCCAAACCGCCGCUGGUGCUGCUGGCCUUCACGCUGACGGAACGGUACCUGAUCCAAGAAUUCCCGGGGUGGUUCACGAUCCGGGGACAACCGCGCAAGUCGGCGCGUCAGCACAAGCUGCAGCACAUGCGGGCGCGAUAUCUGCCGCCUCAGCGAGUGAUGCCACAGUACCGGACGUUGGUGCAUCUCAGCUCGGGAUUGGUGUGGCUCCGGCGGGCGGAAGCGGCCAUGGGGGACUCGAUGAAGGCGCAGCUGGGGGAGAAAUAUCGCCUGGUGGGGGAUGCGAAGACGAUCGCCGAGCUGGCGCCGCAAACGCUCGAUGUGGUGGAUCGGAUGCCGUAUGUGGAUGACGGAUUGCAGCGCAAAAACUUCCGACCGAGAUAG